Messenger RNA from Aquila chrysaetos chrysaetos, 1018 nucleotides. It is a transcript of the gene GREM1, whose product is annotated as gremlin 1, DAN family BMP antagonist. Lineage: Eukaryota; Metazoa; Chordata; Aves; Accipitriformes; Accipitridae. Gene Ontology annotation, biological process: animal organ morphogenesis. Gene Ontology annotation, molecular function: BMP binding; receptor ligand activity. The record is from RefSeq and is a predicted model, not a curated record.
AUGGGAGACAGCUCGGCGCUGCUGCAAUUUGUAGGCAGGAUCCGGACUCUCUCUCUAUGGACUCCCGGGCAGCUCCGGUCUCCCAGGCCACCCGCUCCGCCGAGUGACCCGCCGGGCAGAGCCCCGCAGAGCCCCGGGCCCCGCCGAGGAGCCGCCGCCGCCGCCGAGCCGGGCCCCGCCGAGGAGCCGCCGCCGCCGCGCAGGAUGGUCCGCACACUGUAUGCUGUUGGUGCUGUGUUUCUUCUGAUGGGACUUCUGCUACCAACAGCAGAAGGGAGAAAGAGGAAUCGUGGAUCUCAAGGUGCUAUCCCUCCUCCUGACAAAGAUCAGCCCAAUGAUUCAGAGCAAAUGCAGACACAGCAGCAGUCAGGCUCUAGGCAUCGAGAACGAGGAAAAGGCACCUCAAUGCCUGCUGAAGAGGUGCUGGAGUCUAGUCAGGAGGCGCUGCACAUCACUGAGCGCAAAUACCUAAAGCGGGAUUGGUGUAAAACUCAACCCCUCAAACAAACUAUCCAUGAAGAAGGCUGCAACAGUCGUACCAUUAUCAACAGGUUCUGCUACGGCCAGUGUAAUUCCUUCUACAUCCCCAGGCAUGUCCGUAAAGAAGAAGGCUCCUUCCAAUCUUGUUCCUUCUGCAAGCCCAAGAAAUUCACCACCAUGACUGUUACACUCAAUUGCCCUGAGCUUCAGCCCCCGAGAAAGAAGAAAAGAAUCACCCGAGUUAAGGAAUGCCGGUGUAUAUCUAUUGACUUGGACUAAACUGAGACAAAUGUAGCGAUUGCACUCUUGACUGUAGGCAAUCAUUGCCAGCGUGAGAGUGAGUGGCAUGAACUAGUAUACCUUCGGGGCUGGACAAAACUGAAAGGAACCUAGUGAAAUACCUAAAACAAGCAAAAAAAACCCCAACCCCAAAAACAAAGAAAAAAACUGAUGUAAGGGAAGGGCACGCAUGUGUGUGUUUGUUUGUGUGUAAGGGGGAAAACGGAUGUGUACAAGCAAUAUAUGAAUGUUCACUAUG